UGUUAGAUAACAUGUAUGCGGCAGCUGUAACUGUGAAUUAAUUAUCCCCAUGAUCUUUUUCGGUCUAGGCGCGUAGGGAUGAAGCCGAUCAAAAGACAACGUUUAGUCAAAGGACUGUAUACGCACCCCGUGUUCAUUAAUGUCGUGGAAGAUUAUCAACACUGAUUUAAGUACUCAUUUUAAAAGUCUAAGAUCAAGUCUAACAUCUAUCAGCUGCCUAUGAUCUGGUUUGAGUACCUGUUGUUAGACUGAUAAGACAAUAGCUUAUCGACACUGGCCAAGACUAACACCGGCAGUUUGACGUGGAUAACAUCAAUUAUUCAUCAUCAUCUGGUGAAAAAUUCUCUGACUUUGAUCAAAGAAAAACAAAGAAAAGGCAAAGAAAAACAAAGCAUUCAGAUAUUUUACUUAUAAUCCAUCAAAACAAUUUGUAAUUCAGCAACAUGUGUCAAUAACGAAGAGAAUAAUCUUGAGAGACUCCGUGUUUCUGUCUGUGAUGUUCAAGGAUAUCGUCACCAUGGUUACUUAUCUUCUUGCUGUUGUGUUGAUAGCAGGUCACUGCUGGUCAGCUGCAGCGUUGAGUGAAGAAACAAACAUGGAUACAAGAAAAGGCAUAUCAACACUGGAUCUGAUGGCAGAUAAACGAGUUCAGGUUUGUUCUCGUCAAAAGAGAACCUUAAGUUGCAGUCCAGGGUCAUCCAUUGCUGUGACGGGUGUGUUUUGGGGCAGGAGGUCAGCUGAUAUCUGCCCUUCUGAGGAUGGAGAUCCAGUUACAGAUUGCGGAACAGCACCUGAGACUCAGGACAUUGUAAAGAAAUCAUGUGAAGGAAUGGGAAGCUGUCUACUGGAAGGGAAGGCAAACUUACUUCAAAAAGACAAGCACUGCUAUGGCGUUAAUAAAUAUCUACUCGUAAACUAUACCUGUGUACCCAAAGACAAUGAAGUUAUUCUGUGUGAUUCAGAGAACACCAUGUUAUCUUGCCCGUCUGACUGGGUUGUUAGAGUGAACUCGGCCUUCUGGGGAAGAGAGUCCACAGAUAUCUGCCCAUCUGACAAAGGAAAAAUCAUUUGUCCAGGAGCUUCGGAGACAGUUUCAAAACUUCGUACAAACUGUAAUAAUAAUCCUGGGUGUGUAGUCAGAGCUCGAUUUAACGAGCUGCAAAAUGGAGGAGAGAAUUGCCCUCGUGUCAGCAAGUAUUUGAUAUUGAACUAUGCUUGUAGACCAAGUUCUGCUAUCGCUAGGCGAGGGAAUCUUGGCAGAAUUCCUCUCUCUCUUUACAGACGAUUAGGAUACCGUUCCAAGAUACCCCACCCACCAAAACCCUAUAUGCCUGAACCAUACCAUGAUGUAUCUGGGUUUAAUAAAGGCCGGGUAGAUGAGGCUAAUGGAUUGACUGGUGAUCUGAUUCGGUGCAUUUUACGAGCUUACAUGACCGAGCGAUUCAGACUGACAUCUUCAAUGGCUUCAAGGGUGGUUUCGUGUUUAUACAUUUUUGCCUUGGUUCACUUCACAUCCAGUCAAGGAAAUGUCCCAAGCAGUGACGGCGGAACAGGUUUAAGUCAAAUUGAUCUCGAGUCGGAUAAAGAUGUCACUAUAUGCACUAAGCAACGGAAGCCGUUAAGCUGCGCGUAUCCUGGGUCUAAUAUCGCCAUUACGAACGUGUUCUGGGGUCGAAGAUCAGCGAAUAUUUGCCCUUCUGAUGAUGGUGAUACUGUACUCAACUGUGAUACAGCUCCAGAAACACUGGGUAUCGUAAAAGCAAGAUGUGAAGGCAAAGAAUCUUGUGACUUGGAAGCAAAACACGCGUUGCUGCAAAACCCCAAUUCUUUGCACUGUCCUGGUGUAAAUAAAUACCUUAUCAUCAACUACACAUGCGUACCAGAUGCCAAGGAAGUCGUGCUUUGCGACUCUGAAAACUCCACACUUUACUGCCCUGCCACGUGGAAGAUUGGAGUCAAUUCGGUAUUCUGGGGAAGACAAUCAACGGUGGUUUGUCCAGCGGAAAACGGCCAAACGAUAUGCACGGGGGCCACUGAGAGUCUCGGGAUUGUCAAAAAGUCAUGUGAUGGUUUGACUCGAUGUGAUGUGCACGCAGCAUAUGAUCAGGUUCAAAAUGGCGCUGAAAACUGCCCAGGGGUUGCCAAAUAUCUUAUUAUUAACUACAGUUGUAAGCCACAUCCAAACAUUGAAACUGAAGAUGACUUCGAAGUCAAACAGUCCGAGUCUGUAGAACAGGAUAAACAGGAAGACAAACCAGUUAAACCAGAAGCGGAAAAACAUGACGAUCAGCCAGAGAAUGUGGCAAAGGCUCUUAAACAACUAGACGGAGAUCCAAAGAGUAUGGUUGAAAACCCUUCUGAGGGGAAAGAAGAUCUGAAUAUUGGUAGACUGGGAAUGGGUGGACUAAAGGCUCUGGAGAAAAUCAACAAUUUAAUCAAAGCAUCUGCUGAAGCACAAGGUGGAGACGAGUCGAUGAUAGAAAACGGUCUGACCGAUGAGCAGGCACAAACUAUUGAAAGAAUGAUAAUUGAAGGAAUUAAGAAUAUCAAAAACAAAACAAGCGUGGGAACUCGAAAGGCAUCCAUUCCCAGGAAAAUCGUUGAGCACAAACAACAACCGCUAGUAAAACCUGGACAGGCAGAAGUCAAGGAUAAUACUAGGAGCAACAUAGAUACUGCAUCUGCUGCUGACCUCAAGCAGAAGGUAAAAAGUACAUUGUACAGACUUGACAAUGGCAACACUAAACCCUCGACCAUCAAAGGCUUGAGACAUCGCAUCAUGGAAAAUGCUUCAAAACGUAAUCUAAACUUGAAUGCUAAUCAAGGAGUCAGGAAUGUACCUUUCAUGCGCAAUAACCAACAUAACCUUCCCCCACAGUCUCCUCAUGUACGUAAUCUUGGUGUUGGGAAUGCAGGCGCGGGCAAUCAGCCUUGAUGACGUAACACUUUCCGGACAAACCUGUAAUCAAGUUUUACCAUUGCUGCAAAGGAUCAACGUUUUAAUGAAAUACUUGGUUAAGCUUUAAGUCAACAAUCGUGCAAAUGCGAUUCUGGACACUGAAAAGGGURUUGUGCCCUGACCAUACCAAGUAUUGGCUAUUCAGAAAAUCGCACCUUGAGGAAAUAAUCACUACGUUUUUUAUAAAGAUAUAAUCAAAUUAUUAAUUUUAAUUUGAGAUGUUCGUUGUAAUAAAAAUUAUUUUGGUUGAUCGGAUGGCGAGAGGAAAAUUAGGAUUAAAUUUUGUAAGCAGACGACUAGGUUCUUGUGUAAAUAUGCGAACAUGUAUUUAAAUUUUGUGACAGAGUAACAGAAUGAAUGCUGAUUAUUAAACUAAUAUUUGUUAUU
Actinia tenebrosa (Australian red waratah sea anemone) is the source of this 3346-nucleotide messenger RNA. RefSeq lists its product as uncharacterized. NCBI's taxonomy places the organism in Eukaryota, Metazoa, Cnidaria, Anthozoa, Actiniaria, Actiniidae. The record is from RefSeq and is a predicted model, not a curated record. Gene Ontology annotation, molecular function: carbohydrate binding.